Amoebophrya sp. A120 is the source of this 1144-nucleotide messenger RNA. NCBI's taxonomy places the organism in Eukaryota, Dinophyceae, Syndiniales, Amoebophryaceae. The record is from the annotation of a GenBank genome assembly.
AUGCACCCGCGUCCGGCUGACUACGACUUUUCGGUUAAAAUGAUGAAGGGUUUCGGCUUGCUUUUUUUGCAGUUGUUUUUUCCACCUGAUGAGUGCGCCAAUCGGUUUCCUGCAUUCGCCCGUGGGCAGGUGGCCAUCAUCGACGCCGAGGCGGACAUUCGGGAUUUGGACGUGGGCGACAUUGACGACCCCACGACGGAUCUUCCGGCCAGUGUGAAGCAGGAAAUUCUGAAGCUGAAGCAACAGUCGGAGUUCGUCGCGAACAAGAAAAACCGGGCCGACCCGGUGGACAUGGUGUCGCAAAUUCCCACCGGGAAACAGACGAUGUGCUUUGCGGUGCUCAACCUGGAGUACGCCAUCGAGCAGGACCGGAAAACCGGGCGGGGCUCGCACGACCUGGCGCAGCAGUGGCAGGGACUGCUGGAGACGGGGGGCACGGAGGCUCGCUUCUACGCCGUGGAUCCGGACCGCAUUUUGAUUGUCACGAGCACCAACAGGGACCUGGAGACGGUGCAGAAGUUCGUUUUGAGUUACCCGGAUAUUGUGGACUUUUUCGAAGUGAACCAAAAGAAAGUCUUCCCCAACAACCGCUACAAGGAAUUGGUGGACGACGAGGAGCGGAAGAGAGUUGGCGAGAAGCUAAAGUGGGGCGGACGGUACAUUCCGGAUCGGGAACAGAGGCCCAGGGUUGUGAAGCCGGUGGAGGAUGGAGCAAGUGAAGACAAGGGGAAAAAAAGCCCUUCCGAUGGUGGAACACGUAAGGAAGGCCGUAAAGCAACAGCAAAGAAGAAACCCGGGGAGAAAAGGAGAAGCAAAAAGAAAACCAAAGUACGGGAGGUUGCAAAGAAACCUCCGGUUGAUGUUACUGUGUUGGAAGAUGACGAUGACGAUGAUUUGUAAACUUUCUCCGUGUUAGAGUUAGUUGUUGCUGACGCAAACACUUUAUGAAAAAAGUAACGGAGGAGAAACAAAUACAAAGCUUCGCGGCAAUCGAGAUGCUGUAUAUGGAAAGUGGUCAGUACGCUUUUGGCGCAUGCAUCUUCUUUCUGCACACACAGAGCACCAUCGUUGCAUAAAGCAUGAAGCUGCGCUACCUGACAGCAAGUAUCAGAUCCGCGGCUUUUGGAACAAAUGAAUCGUGCAC